Messenger RNA from Paramisgurnus dabryanus, 3482 nucleotides. It is a transcript of the gene rap2aa, whose product is annotated as RAP2A, member of RAS oncogene family a. Gene Ontology annotation, molecular function: GTPase activity; GTP binding. Lineage: Eukaryota; Metazoa; Chordata; Actinopteri; Cypriniformes; Cobitidae. Gene Ontology annotation, biological process: Rap protein signal transduction. The record is from RefSeq and is a predicted model, not a curated record. Gene Ontology annotation, cellular component: membrane.
UGUGCGCGCACUCGUGGGCGCGGUCUGAGGCAGUCGGGCGGCUAUUGGGUGUCUCGCGGAUCCGUUAAACGACGAGAGCGCGUCUGUACGGAGGCCGAGAGGCGCGGCGCUGUGGCGGAUCCCGAUCCCCACCCGUAAGCAUGGCGCCUCAAUGAACACCGGAGAGCGCAAAGAGAGGCGGAAAACUAAUAUGCUCCCCGAUCGUUUUAAAUAACCGGUUAAGAACGAACUUCGCCCUUACCGGAGACAGUCGACGGGGUUUCUGCGUGCGGUUUUCUUGGUCUCCCGUAGGAUGGUGAGCUGAGCAGAUGAAAGCGCAAGUUAUCGGUGAACGCAUCGGUGCAGUUGUUGAAUUGUAGGCGCGCGUGGGCCGCCGGUGCACCGGGAUCAUGAAGCGCUGCCGCGGGACGCUUGUCUUUGUGCGAGGCGCCUUCAUGUCGGCGGACAGACGCGUUUAAACGCGCUAACAUGACUGUCAGUUUCAUGUCGAGUGCACUGUGAGUUUAUUUUGCCUUUUAUCCGUUCAGGCCGGAGAGAUGCGCGAGUAUAAAGUGGUGGUGCUCGGGAGUGGCGGGGUCGGUAAAUCCGCCCUUACCGUGCAGUUCGUCACCGGGACGUUUAUCGAGAAGUACGACCCGACCAUCGAGGACUUUUACCGGAAGGAAAUCGAGGUGGACUCGUCGCCGUCGGUGCUGGAGAUCCUGGACACGGCGGGCACGGAGCAGUUUGCGUCCAUGCGGGACCUGUACAUUAAAAAUGGUCAGGGCUUUAUUCUGGUCUACAGUCUGGUCAACCAGCAGAGCUUUCAGGACAUCAAACCCAUGCGAGACCAGAUCAUCCGAGUGAAGAGGUAUGAGAAGGUGCCAGUGAUCCUGGUUGGGAAUAAGGUGGAUCUGGAAAGCGAGAGGGAGGUGUCGGUGAGAGAGGGGCAGGCGCUGGCCGAGGAGUGGGGCUGUCCUUUUAUUGAGACUUCUGCCAAGAGCAAGACAAUGGUGGACGAACUCUUCGCCGAGAUCGUACGACAGAUGGACUACGCAGCCCAGCCGGACAAAGAUGAUCCAUGUUGCUCCUCCUGCAAUAUACAAUAACCCCCCUGACACCGAACACACAUUACUGUAGCUUUAUUAGACUUUUCCUGUCUGCAGUUUUUCACGGUUCUGUAUCUACAGACUCACAGUAAUCUUAAGCAUUUGUUUGUCACUUUAAAUACAUAAUGGCUGAGACACAGAAGAGCGCUUGCCUUGGGUUUCAACCGGAUACUUUUGUGUGGAUGACUUGAACUUCACAUUGUUUUUUAUUGUGUUGGUAGUUUUAUCCGAAUUUUAGAGAGCGAGAGAGGCUCUUAAACAUAAGCCUUGUUUAUAGAUACGCUUAAUUGCUUAAAAUUGAAGUGUUUUUUUUAAGUAACAUACUUUGUCCUGUCCCAGCUUAAAGGAUUACUCCACUUUCUUAAAAACAAUCCUGAUAAUUUGCUCACCCCAAUGUCAUCCAAAAUGUUGAUAUUUUUCUUUGUUCAAUCGAGAAGUAAUGAAGUUUUUUGAGGAAACAUUCCUUGAUUUUUAAUUUAAUAGACUUUAUUGGACCUCAACAGUUUAAAUGCAGUUUUAACGUAACUUCAAAGGGCCUUAAACGAUCCCAACCGAGGCAUAAGGGUUUUAUCUAGCAAAACGAUUUCAUUUUCAGCAAGAAAAAGGAAAAAUAUGUACUUUUAAACUACAAUUUCUCAUCUUGCAUUAGCCGUGUGACGAGCCAGCACGACCCUACGUAUUACGUAAUCUCGUCAAAAGGUCAUGUGUUACAUAUGUGUAACAAACACUUGCAGACCAUUUUAAACAAUAAACUGACAUAAAGACAUUAAUUAUUAUCAUUCCACAUACAACAACGUCUGAACGCUUCUCUUUCUGCACACUUGUAAACACUGGAGCGGUAGUUUCACAUACAUCGUAUGACUUUUCCACAUGAUUACGUAAUACGUAAGAUCGCGCUGGCGCGUCACACAGCUAGUGCAAGAUGUAAAGUAGUAAUUUAAGGUGCUUUUUUUCUUGCCAAAAAUUAUCUUUUUCCUAGAUCAGACCCUUAUACCUCUAUAGCCCUUUGAAACUGCAAUUUUAAAUUGUAAACUGUUGAGGUCCAGUAAAGUCCAUCAAAUUGAGAAAAAUCCUGUAAAGGUUUUUCUUCUCGACUGAACAAAGAAAGACAUUAACAUUUUGGAUGACAUGGGGUGAGUAAAUUUGAAGUGGAGUAAUCCUUUAACUGUAGACAGUGUAGACAUGUAAUUCAUGUGUAGGUUAUAUGCCCCAAAACUCGUAACACUGUGGGACUCUUUGACCGGUGACAGAUGGGAGGAGUUUUUUUGUUUUUGUUUUUGAUGUUGCAAAUAACACUGACAUUUUACACACUAUCAUCUCUAAUGAUUGUUUUAUUAGAGAAACAGUUUCUCAAAAUCAUCUGCUUUUCUUUAGUUUCAUGCAGGAGUAAAAAACCACAAAUCUAUACAGACUAAUGUAUACUUGAUGGAUUAUAAAAACCUAAAAUGUUUUGCAGUAUGUGAUUGUAUGACAGGGUGCUAUCUUACAGUUUUUGUCUUUUUGUUUUCCUUUUUUUAUGUACAGUCAGACAAAAGGUACUUUUUGCUUUACAUUUUUUUUUACUUUCAAGUCCAUAGAGACAUUACAAGUAUUUAAUUUCCAAGUAGAAAGUUGGAAUUUCAAAGUCUCCAGGUUAAAUACAGCACAGCAGUGUUUGUGUAGAUUUUAAGUGAACUUUAAAAUUUCCGCUCUAUAAUUAUUAUAUCCUGUGACUUUCCAGGGCUCUCUCUCGCUCUCACACGAGUCUCUGUAACAUCUCGGUCCUCUUUCUACAUUUGUUUUUCUCAAUAUUCUGCCAUGGUUUUAUGGCUCAUUAAUGCCGAUGUUGAUUAUUAGUGGACUGUAAAUACAUUUGUACAGAGGUGGCCAGUUUUCUUGCACCCUCUUCGUGGUUGAGCUAAAGUUUAGACCUCAAGGCCGAACAGAGAGAUUAUGGAGACGGAUGGUGUGUAUGUGUUUUAAUAGAGAGCUCCGAGUCAGUAUUGAUUUUAUAUUUUUUUAUGUGUACGUGUGCUUAACUCUCAUGAAUGACUGAACGUUGACACUUUUGUUUGGCACCUAAAUAAAGUGCAUCCAACACACACAACAAUGUAUGCGCCUUUAUAUCCAGAAAUGAUCAUAAUUCAUAAAUACUUUGCAGCAUGUGUGUUAUUUAUAAAGGUGUGUUUGUGAGAACUAUACUCGCACAGGCCAUUUGUUAUCAGUCAGAUUUUGUGUUUAUGUGGCUUUUUAACUAUUUAGGAUAAAUACUAAUGUUAGCUACGCAACAUUUAGCAGGUGAAUUCCAUCCAAACUGACUUCAGUCAUUUUUCUAUCAGUAAAAACUGAAUGGUGCUUGUGAAAUGUCAGUAACCUAGUGAAAGUUGUUCAAGGAGCUGCCAUUAUCAAUCAUAC